UGUGAAUUCGUGAAUUUCGUGUGACCAUCUAUGGUGUGACCUUUAACAACGCAUCUUCUUUGCAAGAUAAGACUAAACAAAAGCUUUUAAGCUCGCUUUUAAGACACAAACACAAUGAACCCUCACUUAGAGACACUUCCUUCUGAUUUCCUUUAUCACAUUGGGUACAAUAAAGAAGACGCAAAAAAACUAUUUGGAGAUGUAAAGUUUGUUGUAAUGGGUGGGAGCUCCAAGAGGAUGGAGUCUUUUGCUGUGAAGAUAGCAAAAGCCAUCAAUCACCCACAGACUGAGCCAAAGGAUUUAGACAUGACCAAGACUGACAGGUUCUGCUUUUAUAAAAUUGGACCAGUCAUAUCUGUUAAUCAUGGUAUGGGUGUUCCCUCAAUUACCAUAUUACUUCAUGAGAUUUUCAAGCUCCUUCAUUAUGCUGAAGCUGUUGAUCCUGUCAUCAUUAGAAUGGGUACCUGUGGUGGACUAGGUUUGCCUGCUGGUACUCUAGUGAUCUCUGAUAAAACUGUGAAUGGUUACGUUGAAGAAAAACAUGAAACGAUUAUUUUGGGUAAGAUAGUUCAAAGACCAGCUGUUAUGAGCAAACCUUUGGCAGACGAGAUCCUCAAGGCACAAACUGAUGCUACCUUUAUAACGACACUUGGGACAACUAUGUGUACUGAUGACUUUUAUGAAGGUCAAGGAAGGAUUGAUGGAGCUUGUUGCGACUACACUAAAGAAGAACAAAUUGCUUACUUGAAAGAACUACACCAGAAAGGUGUUUCAAAUAUUGAAAUGGAAGCAACUGCUUUAGCUUCUCUUUGCAACAAGGCUGGAUUCAAGUGUGCCAUUGUCUGUGUGACAUUGCUGAAUAGACUUGAAGGAGAUCAAGUGGAUAUACCACCUGAUGUUUAUGCCUCAUAUCAGGAACGACCACAAAAUUUAGUGUGCGAUUACAUUCGUGGAAAGCUGGCUGGAAACUAUUAGAUACAAUGUGUGCUAUGUAGAUAUAACUUAGUGUUAGAAUAGUUAUUAUUAUUAUUAGAAAAGACGUUGCUAUCCAUCUUUUAUUAGUAGAAAUUAGAGUUUAUAUUUAUUCCUGUGCUAUUUUUGUAUCAUAGAAUUUAUUUUUAAUUUUUAAUGAAAA
This is a messenger RNA of Amphimedon queenslandica, 1135 nucleotides long. Its product is annotated as uridine phosphorylase 2-like. Gene Ontology annotation, cellular component: cytosol; cytoplasm. The record is from RefSeq and is a predicted model, not a curated record. The coding region runs from base 115 to 975 and encodes 286 amino acids. The transcript is spliced from 6 exons. Gene Ontology annotation, biological process: uridine catabolic process; nucleotide catabolic process. Gene Ontology annotation, molecular function: uridine phosphorylase activity. Lineage: Eukaryota; Metazoa; Porifera; Demospongiae; Haplosclerida; Niphatidae.